AUGGGAGAGGAAUACAAAGCAGGGUCUCCCUUGGCACCUGCCAAUGGUUAUUACCGGAGCGACCAAGAGGCGAGCAGAGCAACCUCGUCUGAGCUCCGAAGCCAGAAAAGCAAGAAAUGGUUGUUGUACGGCGUGGCCUUUGUCAUUUUCCAAACUGGAAUCAUCGUGCUCUUCUCACUGACGGUUAUGAAAGUCCGAACUCCUCAAUUCCACGUCAGGUCCGGCGUUCUCAGUGUCCAAACAAACGGGACGACAAACCCCGCUACGUACAACCUGAUGUUGAACGCCGUACUGGGAGUGAAGAACACCAAUUUUGGCCCUUACAAAUACGAAAACUCCACUAUCUACUUCUUCUACAACGGCACACGAGUCGGGAGCGCUGAAAUCCCAGAUUCAAAAGCUGGUUUCCGAACAACAAAAAAAAUCAAUGUUGCAGCAAACCUGGUUGACCCAGCAGCUGCAGGGAAUAGUACCGAAUUAAUGUUUAAUAUUUUGAAUUCAGGGACUUUGCCUCUGAUUGGCCAAUCGACUUUGAACGGAAAGGUGGAGCUCAUGUUUGUUUUCAAGAAGAAGAAAGCUAUUAAUUUGGAUUGUACCAUGGAUGUCAAUCUCCCGACGAAGGAACUCCAGAAUAUCCAGUGCAAUUGA
Rhododendron vialii is the source of this 648-nucleotide messenger RNA. RefSeq lists its product as uncharacterized. The transcript has a single exon. Lineage: Eukaryota; Viridiplantae; Streptophyta; Magnoliopsida; Ericales; Ericaceae. The record is from RefSeq and is a predicted model, not a curated record. Bases 1 to 648 code for a protein of 215 amino acids.